Bipolaris zeicola 26-R-13 is the source of this 300-nucleotide messenger RNA. RefSeq lists its product as uncharacterized. The transcript has a single exon. NCBI's taxonomy places the organism in Eukaryota, Fungi, Ascomycota, Dothideomycetes, Pleosporales, Pleosporaceae. The annotation marks the transcript as partial. The record is from RefSeq and is a predicted model, not a curated record.
UGGUACAUCAAUGGCGAUUCCCCCGUCGGUCGCGCAUGGCCUUGCGACGCAACCUCGAACGGCUACUGGUUUAUGCACGUGUAUGAAGGUACAAAUGGCUUCUCAUCCAGCAAUUUCGACCUCAAAUUUACACGCGUCGCGGAGAAGAUCUAUCUGGAUACUCAGUAUAAGGCAACCUCUGAGGCGAAAGGGCAUUUCGACAGCCGAGGAGCUCUUGGUGGUGUUUGCAGUGCAGGUGAGUGUAAUUGGGGGCUUCUACAAUCGAAGAAACCUUUCAAGAUUACACCUUCGAAGGUCUGA